Messenger RNA from Labeo rohita (rohu), 4624 nucleotides. It is a transcript of the gene retreg2, whose product is annotated as reticulophagy regulator family member 2. Bases 150 to 1811 code for a protein of 553 amino acids. The record is from RefSeq and is a predicted model, not a curated record. The transcript has 9 exons. Lineage: Eukaryota; Metazoa; Chordata; Actinopteri; Cypriniformes; Cyprinidae.
GUCACUCAAGGGCGCAGUAAACACUGAGCAUGUGACACUCGAGAGCCUGUAAGAUCCACGGUGUUUCUGUUUUUUCUAAUAAUCCAUGACGAGCCUCUCCUGACCAAACCCCGUCAUCAACACACACAAACAACACUGGACAAGUGACAAUGGCGACCAGACGGGCCUCGGUGUCCUCGUCCUCGGCGGGUCUGGAGGCCUGGUUCCCCGCUCCCGGCGGCGGGGAGGAUGAGCCGGAGCUGCGGCGGCUUCGGGAGCGGCUGCGCGGGUGGCUGUCGCAGUGUGAGCCCGCGGUGAUCUGCGCGCAGCGGCUGCUGGUGUGGGAGAGGCCGCUGCACAGCAUCAUCGCCGCGCUAGCGCUCAACACGCUCUUCUGGCUUCUGUCGUCCACAUCUUUGAGACCCUUGUUCCUCCUUAGUGUGUCUCUCAUUGGACUGACUUUACUGGAGCGAUGGAAAGACAAGCUGCCACAGAUCACUGUGUGGCAUCCAGAGGCGUCUGUUAUUGAGCGAGAAGCGCUCACUGAUCAGCCACGUCUGUUAAGCGUGGAGGAGCUCAGCCAUCAUCUCGCUGAGAGUUACCUCACCUUCAGCCUCUACAUCCAAGAAAUGCUUCUGUACAAACGGCAAAACCACGGCAAGUUCUGCAUCAUGAUGUGUUCAGGAUGUUUCAUGCUGGCCGUGGUUGGACACUACAUUCCUGGGAUAAUGAUCUCCUACAUCAUAUUGCUGAGCGUGCUGCUGUGGCCGCUGGUGGUUUACCAUGAGCUGAUCCAGAAAAUGUACACCGGACUGGAGCCCAUACUGAUGAAACUCGACUACAGCAUGAAAGGAGACACACAGCGCCGCAAAUAUGACAAGAGAAAGCUGAAGAAGGAGCAGGAAGAGGGUGAUGAGCCGAGGGCAGAGACGGAGAGUGAGAGCGAGGAGGAGCUGUCAUGUUUCGCCCCUACUGUGGAUGUGAAGACUACAGCUCUGGCGAUGGCCAUCACAGACUCUGAGCUGUCUGAUGAGGAGGCGUCUAUACUGGAGAGUGGAGGAUUCUCUGUGUCCAGAGCCACCACACCACAGCUCACAGACGUCUCUGAAGACCUGGAUCAGCAGAGCGUGCACAGUGAACCAGAGGAGGCGUUCACUAGAGACCUAGCAGAGUUCCCAUCAGUCGACGAGCUGCCUUCUAUUGAACGGGGUCUGUUCCCAUUCCCGCUGGGCGCUCUCGGGUCCGAGCAGGCAGGAGCGUCCGCCUCCGAGCACCAGGAGGAAGCGCCGUCUCCAGCCAGCCUCCUCAUUCAGCACUUAGCAUCUCCGCUUCACUUUGUCAACACGCACUUUAAUGGACACGGACAAGCGGCGGGAGCAGACCAAAGCAUUGCGGGAACUGAAAAAAAGGGUGCUUCGAUACCCGCUCGGUCCUUGGAAGCCCUCAGCGAGGAAAUAGUGAGCACGGCCAUCUCCACCGUAGUACAGAACACUCUCUCAGCCCUGUUACGGUCUAGGGAGGCGAGCGAAGGUUUGUCAAUUGCUUCGUUUCUUCCCACCGAAACACCUCCUUGCCCCAUGGAAUCGCCUCUCGAGUCGCCGUCGGCCCAAGAAGCCAGCGCAGAAGAAGAGGACGUCGACGUCACCGAAGCAAGCACCGAAGAGCAACCGGAUGUCACGCUCGUGCCCGCGGAGGAAGAGGACUUUGAGCUUCUGGACCAAAGCGAACUGGAACAAAUGGAUGAGGGGUUGGGCCUAGGACAAGAGGUGGGUGGGGCUUCCACAGACACGCCCCCAAGCAGUCAGCAGCAUGAAGAGCAGCAGGAUUCCUAGCUUCCCGUCAUCUAAACUGUUUAUUUUAUUUAUAGUUCAUGUAGAUACCAUAUACUGACACAAAUGAUUUGUGAAAGGGAAUGUUGCGGUCAACUAUGCCUUUAAUUUGUUGUUUUCGGGAGUGAGAUCACUGUGAUUGUUGGUGGGCUUUUGUUUCCUUAGCAGGUGAAUGUCCAAAACGUAAAAUGUUUUUUUUUUUUGACAGAUCCAAAUGGCCUUCAGCCUCAAAUCCAGCCACUCAGAUUUAAAAUACUUAGACUUAGUUUUAAUCAUUUACAACACUGUAUGUAUAUUUUGACAAAGACCACACGUCUGCGACAGAUAACAAGAGCCCUCUGGUUUAUCAAUCCCACCUGACUGUCAUCAGUGCAUCGGGUCAUGGGAAGAAGCCAUGUGGGCUGAGUUUUAUUUGCUUGUCGGGCUGGGAGGGUUUGUGUGGAAGGAGAGGAUGAGCAGGAUGUGAAAAGCUGGUUAUGUCAAAGAUUUCUUUUAAUUAUCAUAGCUGAACUAAUAUAUAUAUUCUAUAAUAUAUGGAUGGUUUGAUUUAUUAAAAUUGUUUAGAGUGAAGAAUAGUUUACUAUUACACGUCUCGAAUAAAUAAUUAAGCUGCAAGGUUUAUAUUCGGAGAUGGAAGUUAAAAAAGUUUAGCACAUUUGGCUGCAUUGCAAUUGCAAAUCAAUUUCUGAAAAUUGUUUUGAGAAAUGAAUAUUGGACUGUGCCAUUGAUUUAUUUUUGAGGAUGUAAUCUGUAAAGUACUUUCGUCGCACAAAGGUGAUUGUGAAUGCAGCUUAGCACACUUUAGCUAUCAGAAAAAUUCCCCAAUAUUAGCGGUUGAUUUUUUUUUCCCUUUCUGAUGUCAUAAAAAUUUAGGAGAUUAACUCUGUUCAUCUUCAGGCUCAAUAUAUUGUAAUUGGUUGCAUUUUUUAACUAUUGUUUGUGUGCACAUGCUUACAUUUUGCAGGGCUUUUUCUGGAUUUUCAUAACCAUGCCAAAUAUACUACUGUUCAGAAGUUUGGGGUCAGUAAGAUUUACUUUUUUUAGUUCAUGUAUUUAUUUUUCAUGUAUUUUAUUUUUAGUGCUGGGCAACAAUUAAUUGCGAUUAAUCGCAUCCAAAAGAAACAUUUCUGUGUACAUAAUAUAUGUGUGUACUGUGUAUAUUUAUUAUAUAUAUAUAAAUACACACACAUGCAUGUAUAUAUUUAAGAAAAAUGUUAUGUUUAUAUAUAUAUAUAUAUAUAUAUAUAUAUAUCAUAAAUUAUGAUUAUAAAUAUAUACAUGUAAACACAUGUACAUAUUUUUAAAAUAUAUACUGUAUGUGUGUGUUUUUAUAUAUACAUAAUAAAUAUACACAGUACACACACGUACACAAAAACUAAUUUGGACGCGAUUAAUCGAUUACAUUUAUUUUAUUUUUAUAUAUAUAUUUUUUGAAAGCAUUAAAUUGAUUAAAAGUGAUUAAAAUAAUUUUAUUUCAAAUAAAUGCUGCUCUUUUUUUAACUUUCCAGUAGAAUUCUGAAAAAAAAAAAAAACUGCAUAAUAAUAAUAAUAAAAAUAAAUUAUUAUUAAAUUAGAAUUAGAUUUCUAAAGAAUCAUGUGACAUUAAAGACUGGAGUGAUGAUGCUGAAAAUUCAGCUUUUGAUUACAGAAAUAAAUUACAUAAUUUGACAACUUUUAAAAUACAUUAAAGUAGAAAACAUCAAAUAAUUUGAUCAAAUAAAUGCUUAAAACUUAAAAAAAAAAAUCUUACAGACUCCAAACUUUUGAACAGUAGUGUACGUUGUAUUUCAUUGUACAAAUCACAUCAAGAGCUCACAGAUUGCCUGAAAUAUAAUUUACAUGACAAACUAAAAUUUAACUGUACGAAGUUUGAAUAGAUUUCGUGCAUGGACUUGACUGAAUUAAUUUCGUUUUUUUAAGCAAAUGAUUGAGCCUUAUUUGUAUGUGUCUUUGUAAGAUGUAUGCAAUAACUCAUCCAUUUCUAGAAUUGACAACGUAAAGCUCUAACAGCAUAUUUGGGAUUAUUUUUAAAGAAUUUGAUUAUUCAUUUGUCUUCAUGCCAGUGUUGAAGGUCUUACAUGACAAUGAAAGAAUAUGAAAGAAUAAGAUUUUAUGAUCCAAUAUAUAGAUAUAUUUUUCAAUUAUUAAUCAUACUAAAGGGAAAUAUCUUUUAAACUGGAAAUGUGUAUAUAAAUGUAUAUAUUUGAAGGCCUGUAACAUGGGACGUACCAUUUUUUCACACAGAAAGAACGUUUUACAGAUCUGGUUAUUGACUGGAGGCAGGUUGACAUUCCUUUAAAGUUGCAAGUUAUUCUUACGUUGUGUCCUAACCAAUCAUAAUGUGUACCUUUUUCUAAAUCUGACUGGUCUGAAAUCCUGCAUUGCCUGAUUGUAUUAGUUUCAGUGUGGAAAAGCACACUGCUUGUCGCAUCGCAUUUGUUUGGUUAGGACGCAGUGUUUUUGCUUUGCACGACUGAGUGCGUUUCGCCCCUUCUCCUGUAGAUACCCACAAACUGACACGUCUGAUCCAGACCGCUGAGAUUUGUGUUUUCGGAUAUUUACGAAGAGAUUAUCUUUGUGUAAUAGUGGUUGUGUUUUGCUCAUGCUGUUACUGCUUUAUGAUCUAUAAAAAAGCACUUAGAGCAUUUAACUACAAAAUGUAUUGUUGAAUGUCAUUUUGUUAUUCUGACUUGCACCUCCAUAUAUAUCUCUAAUAUACACCCAUAAGCUGGUUUUCAACUUCAAAUGCUUUGUGUUUAUUUGAAAACAGGGAUUGUUUUCAUGGAAUUGAAUUUGUAUAUAAAUUGUGAACUGUA